Molecule: messenger RNA, 2023 nt
Organism: Coniophora puteana RWD-64-598 SS2
Lineage: Eukaryota; Fungi; Basidiomycota; Agaricomycetes; Boletales; Coniophoraceae
Product: D-xylose-proton symporter
Exons: 16
Coding region: 1-1800 (599 amino acids)
Biological process (GO): transmembrane transport; carbohydrate transport
Cellular component (GO): membrane
Molecular function (GO): carbohydrate:proton symporter activity
Source: RefSeq, a predicted model, not a curated record
AUGUCUACGUCCCCACCGACGAGCUCCAUCGUUCAGGGCGAUACUUUCCGUGCCAAAGCCCAUACCGAGCGCCGGUCCAUCGACAAAUCCCCCUCGGAUGAUCGCAUCAGCGCCGCAGAAAGCCCUGCCAGUGGUAGGCUUGACCUCGCUGAGAUGGAGGGAAAAAUCGGCUUCCGGGGACUCUUCGAGAACAUCUUUGUGUUGGGUAUAACGUGCUUUGCUACCCUCGGCGGAUUUCUGUUUGGAUACGAUCAGGGCGUCGUCGGCAAUGUGCUCGCUAUCCAGUCCUUCGGAGCGGCCUUUCCGGAAAUUUACACCGAUGCCAACCUCAAGGGCUGGUUCGUCUCGACGCUCCUCCUUGGUGCAUGGCUGGGCUCCCUGAUUAAUGGCCCAAUCUGCGACAGAAUCGGUCGCAGACGCAACAUCAUGGUCAACGUUAUCAUCUUCCUCCUGGGUAGCUCCCUCCAGACCGGCGCGACCGCUCCGAGCUACCUCUUUGGUGGACGUGCGGUCUCGGGCCUCGCGGUGGGCGCUCUGACUCAUGUCGUGCCGAUGUACCUCGCCGAAAUCUCCAGCGCGAACGUCCGUGGGUCGCUUGUCGCGCUGCAGCAGCUCUCCAUCACCAUUGGUAUCCUCAUCAGCUAUUGGAUUGCAUAUGGGACGUCUCACAUCGGCGGUACACGAUGUGCCCCAGGAGUGCCCUACACCGGUCCACUUCUGAAUGGUCAGCCGACCUUCGACCCAUACAACGACGUUCCCGCCGGCGGCUGCACGGGGCAAAGUCAGGCUUCUUGGCGCAUCCCCGUCGGCCUGCAACUCGUCCCCGCAAUCUGCCUUGGUAUCGGCAUGAUCUUCAUGCCUUACUCGCCGCGCUGGCUGAUGGAGCAAGGUCGUGAGACCGAGGCGCUCGCAACGCUCUCCCGUUUACGGCGACGGCCCGAGGAUGCACGCUCGGUGCAACUCGAGUUCCUCGAGAUUAAGGCUGAGGUACGGUAUGCCGCCGAGGCCCGCGGGGCCAAGGAAGGACAGCAUGGGCGCGUGGGGCGGGCGCUGGCGAAUUAUAUGGCACUGGUGUCGAGCUGGCCGAAGUUCAAGCGACUGGCUGUGGGAUGUCUUGUUAUGUUCUAUCAGCAGUUCAUGGGAUGCAAUGCAAUCAUCUACUACGCGCCUACAAUCUUUGGCCAACUUGGCCUUGACCCGACUACUACCUCUCUUCUGGCUACCGGUGUAUAUGGUAUUGUCAAUACCUUAUCUACCUUGCCGGCUGUUGUUCUCCUCGACAGCACUGGUCGCCGCCCUUUGCUCAUGUCCGGGGCUAUUGGCUGCUUCGCCGCGCUGGUCGUUGUUGGCUCGCUUGUUGCUGCAUUCAGCGACGACUGGCCAAAUCACAUGACUGCUGGUCGUGCUGCUAUAGCCUUCGUGUUCAUCUACGAUGUCAACUUCUCAUAUUCGUAUGCACCAAUUGGAUGGGUGCUUCCCAGUGAGAUUUUCCCGCUCGAGCUCCGUUCUACGGGCAUCUCGAUCACGACCUCGUGCACCUGGAUGUCCAACUUCGUCAUCGGUCUCGUCUCGCCCACGAUGCUCGCGCAGAUCCCGAACGGCGGGACGUACUUCUUCUUCGCUGCCUUCUCGCUCUGUGCCUUCUUCACCACACUCUUCUUCAUCCCCGAGACGCGUGGAAAGACGCUUGAGGAGAUGGACAGUGCGUUUGGUGAUAACUCGACCGACGUGGAGCGCGAGCGUAUGGAGGCCAUCUGCCGCGAGCUUGGUCUACCCGCCAAGGCUCUAGCAAGUGUAUGAGCAUUCCCCACAAAUGGAAUUAACAAUCUAUCCUUUCCUCAUACUGGUUGUUUGAUGGGGUGUCAAAGGAACCUGCGCAUGUACGAAUCGAGAUGGAGGAUAUCAUCUAUCGCUUUGCUCGGUCGCGUCAGGGAUACGAAGUAUUAGAAUCUAGGUGAUGUUCUAUACCUGAGAAGUACAGUCGUAAUGUCACGCUUAUGGCUUAUAAACUUAUCUGUUCUCU